GGGAAGCUCUGGAUGCCCUUUGUUUGAUGAGCAGAUCCAGCUCCCUCAGCUCAAUACACAGCAGCUGAGUGGAUGGCUGGGUACACGUGGUUUGCAGGCAGAAAGCAGCAGCCUUGAGUCAAGCAGUAUAUACAGUGCGGCUGGGAGGAAGCUGUGCAAUAUACAGGGGGAUCCUGGGGACCAGUAAAGGAGGGAGGCAUCCAGCUUGGCUCAGAAAUGCUACUUUAGAGCCAGGAACUUGAUGCUGCUGUCACCAUGCAGAGGAUAUACUGCUUCCCUGUGCUGUUCCUUUUACUAGUCACAACAGCAGAAUGCUUUUCUGGAGACCAAGAUCGUUUCUUUACAAUCCAUCAGAGGAAGAGUGGGAAGCCUAAGUUUAUUUUCCGGCACGUACAAAGUAUCGAGAAAAGCUUAGAACUCGAGAGUCAGAAGAUGCCUGAUCGGAACUUUCACUCGCCCACUCAUCUAAGAAUGAGCAAAUUUUUACCAGCAGCUUUUGUCAAAUCAGCCUUUCCACGGACAACUCAUGACCAGGCAAUGAAUUUGUUAGCUUCACAUGACCCGGAUGUUGAAGUAGAAAACCUUCCCAUUCCACAGGCUAAAGUGAUAUUGGUGAUGUUGAAAAUGGAUGUAAACAAAUUGAACACAACAUUGCUGCGGAGGUUUCGGCAGGGAGUUGCGGCAGCCCUAGGCAUGCUGCCACAGCAAGUUCACAUCAAUCGACUGAACGGUAAGAGGAAUUGUGUUGAGCUCUUCAUUUCUCCACUGAACAAAAAAAUUGGUGUUCCGGAGGCACUUCCUUCUGCCGAAGUGUUACGUUCGCUGAACUUGCACACCCUACACCAAAGAUUGUCCCAUUUUGGAAUUACUGAAAUAUCUGCAGAGAAAAAUGUUUUGCAAGGACAACAUGAAGCUGAUAAAAUAUGGACCAAAGAAGGAUUUUAUACCAUUGUCAUCUUUCUCAGCAUCUUUAUUAUAAUCGUGACAUGCUUGAUGGUUCUCUACAGAAUAAAAGAAAAGAUUCAGUUUUCAUUGAGACAGGACAAAAAAAAACAAGAGAUACACCUGUCGCCUCUCCCGGUUCAGCCUACACAGUCAGAAGCAAAGUGUUUGAGCAGUAUGGUUCAACAUGAGCAUCCCCACAAACCUGUAAAUGUUGUUGUAGACCCUCAGUGUCAAGGCACCUUUGAGAUUAGACUUCCUGUUUCUGCCGGACCAUCUCCAUUUAAAAUGAAACCUGUGGGCCUGCAAGAAAGGAGGGGUUCCAAUGUGUCACUUACCUUAGAUAUGAGCGGCUUAGGAAUCGUUGAACCUUUUAAUGUGGCUCCAACAUCUCGAGAAAAAGUAUCCAUCGAAUACCUACAGUCAGCCAAUCGUGUUCUGAGCAGACACCAGCUCCGUGACAAGGUCCAAAGCCCCCAUUUGCUUCACACUGAAUUCAUGGAAAUCCCAAUGAACUUUGUGGAUCCCAAAGAACUUGACAUUCCAAGUCAUGGAACUAAGAACAGAUACAAAACUAUAUUGCCUAAUCCAGUAAGUCGAGUGUGCUUGAAACCAAAGAAUGCAAAGGAUACUCUAAGCACAUAUAUAAAUGCUAACUUUAUCAAGGGCUAUGGUGGAACUGCGAGAGCCUUCAUUGCCACACAGGGACCAAUGAUCAACACAGUGAAUGACUUCUGGCAGAUGAUCUGGCAAGAAGACAGUCCCGUUAUUGUCAUGAUAACCAAACUGAAAGAAAAAAAUGAGAAAUGUGUUCUGUACUGGCCAGAAAAGAGAGGAAUCUAUGGGAAUGUUGAAGUCCUUGUUAAUAGUGUAAACGAAUGUGAAUACUAUACUAUCCGGAUUCUUACUUUGAAGCAAGGAAGCCAGUCACGCAUUGUGAAGCAUUACUGGUACACAUCAUGGCCGGACCACAAGACUCCCGACAGUGCACAGCCUCUGCUUCAGCUCAUGUUGGAUGUGGAUGAAGACAAGAAAGCAACUACUGGCAGGGGUCCAGUUGUUGUACACUGCAGUGCUGGGAUCGGUAGAACAGGUUGCUUCAUCGCUACAUCUAUUGGCUGCUGUCAGCUCAAAGAGGAGGGCAUUGUAGAUGUAUUAAAGAUCGUAUGCCGGCUAAGAAUGGAGCGAGGAGGAAUGGUCCAAACAAGCGAGCAAUAUCAGUUUGUACACCAUGCCCUGAGUCUCUACGAAAGCCGCCUGUCUACAGAAACCGUCCAGUGAAUGGAUACAAACUCUCACUAGUUAUCUUUUUACGGUAAUAUGAUUGCCAACCAGCAGUUUCAUGUGGCGUGAACCAGACUGCUUAAUGAGGUUUUGAAGACAACCUUGAAUGCGUUGACGGAAAGUCUGGAACGAUACGGUGGACAAUGAUCUGUCAUUGAAUGUAAAUGAACCGUGAGCUUCUGCAAAUAAUUAAGGAAGGUUCUUCUCUGAUAUACAGUAGUUGUAUGUAGGGUUUUCCUAUGUAUCUGAAAGAGGGAUGUAUUUCCGAAGUAGUUAUUUAUCUUUAAGAAUGUAUGUUCUACUGAUCCAGUCAAACAGUGGAUUUAUAAAGAUUUAUUCAGUGUAUAACAAAUAAACGUUUGCAAACUGUGUGUCUUGUAAAAUGGACUGUCAGUUGUCACUCUGUACCUGUCAAGUGCUAUUACACUUUAUGUGGGGACCUUAAUUUCUGACCACAUACGAUAUUUGCUGCUAGUCUUGCAAGUAGUCAGUUUAAUCGGUUUCUUAUUUAAAUAUAAAAAAAAAUGAAAAAAAAAGUUUCUUUUCUAAACUGUUUUAAAAUAACGGUGAAUAUUUUCUAUGGAGACGUGGUCUUGCUCGAUUAGCAAUUUGUGGAUUUUUAGUAGCAUAUGUAAAACAGCUACAGAGCACAAUGUCCGUGGAGAUGCAUUUAAUAUAUACUGUAAGGUGUAUUAUAACCUCCUCUUUUUUCCAGAUAAAUACAGUGUAUUUGUAAAUCAUGUGAGUUAUUUUAUCAAAGAUGUUUAUAGCAUAUAUUAAAAUCGUAAGAAUCUUAAAAAAAUAAAUAAAAAGAAGUCUUUUAUUAAAAAGUUAAUUUAUAAUGUGUUGUACUAUAUUCUUUUUAUUGUACUUGUUGCACGAAGACCUCUAGCUCAAUAUAAUAAUAUGUUCUGCUGGCCUACUUGCCAUAAGAUGGCUUAAGAGUUUUAUGGAUGCUUUUAAAGCGUAUAUAUGCUAUUUGAAGAGUCUCCAUCACCUAAAACAAACGUUAUGAUAAUCGAAGCAUAAAUAUAUCUGUAUGUAAAGAUUACAUUUUUUUUAACUUGGCUAAACUGUUUGUUUGUUUUUUGCAAAGACAUUUGAAGCUCUGUACUUACCUAUUCUAUCUCAUGUGCUAAAAAAUUUUUGUUUACAGUAUCCGUCGAUCUGAUUGGUUGCUUGUGUACUUUUUUUUAAUGUUUGUAUUUGUUUUCAGUUAGUUCAGAAAACAAGAAAUAAUAGGAGAUGUUGAUCCAAAAAAAUGUCUGUAGCAUAAUGGGUAAGUUGGAAUAUUUUAAAAAGUGUUUUAAUUAUUUUAACCAGUGAACCUUGUAAUAAAAUGUUAACAUUGCAUAUGAAUAAUGUUUUGUGCCCUCUCGAUUAACGUACAGGUGUAUUUUGGGUGACACAUAUACUUUAUACAGGUAAACCAAAUUUGCUGCUACAAGAGAUUUAGUUGCGUUCUUCUGCAGGAGUUUAAUGUUCUGUGAGUUUAUCAUUUACUUGCAAGAAUUGUUAAAAAUAUGUACACAGGAAUCUUGCAUUUUUAGUGUAAACAUGUUGGUACAUACUGCCAAUAAAAUACACUUGAUUAAAA
Molecule: messenger RNA, 3823 nt
Organism: Pelobates fuscus (common spadefoot toad)
Lineage: Eukaryota; Metazoa; Chordata; Amphibia; Anura; Pelobatidae
Gene: PTPRR
Product: protein tyrosine phosphatase receptor type R
Exons: 14
Coding region: 256-2223 (655 amino acids)
Biological process (GO): signal transduction; peptidyl-tyrosine dephosphorylation
Cellular component (GO): cell junction; cytosol; plasma membrane
Molecular function (GO): protein tyrosine phosphatase activity; protein kinase binding
Source: RefSeq, a predicted model, not a curated record